UGUUUGCGAUAGAUGCUACGAUGACUAUGUGAGGCUAAGGUAUAAACACCCCGAACCUUUUGUAUUGAGAUAUUUGAGAGACCAGGAGGAAGAAGAUUCUAGAGAAUAUCAAGAUAGCGGAUAUAAUACAAGUAAUAGUUACGGUACCGAUAAAUCUUCUAGUAAUACGAAAUAUCCUAAUAGUGAUGAUGAUAUUUUAAAAGAGAAUAGUUCUCGUACUAUAAAUCAAUAUCAACAACCAAUAA
Molecule: messenger RNA, 245 nt
Organism: Dentiscutata heterogama
Lineage: Eukaryota; Fungi; Glomeromycota; Glomeromycetes; Diversisporales; Gigasporaceae
Source: the annotation of a GenBank genome assembly